Messenger RNA from Cercospora beticola, 840 nucleotides. RefSeq names its product fumarylacetoacetate hydrolase family protein. The record is from RefSeq and is a predicted model, not a curated record. Gene Ontology annotation, molecular function: acetylpyruvate hydrolase activity. Lineage: Eukaryota; Fungi; Ascomycota; Dothideomycetes; Mycosphaerellales; Mycosphaerellaceae.
AUGAAGACAACCUUCCAAAAACUUAUACGCUUCCAAGACCACGAAGGCAACAUUCGCUACGGCGAAGCCCCGGAAGAUCUCGACAAUCUCAAAGACGAAGAAGUUCCGAUUUACGAGGGUGCAGAGCCAUGGGACCUCAAGCCGAGUUCGGCCACAGCAAAGAUAGCGAAGGUCUUGUGUCCACUAGCAACGACACCGCUCAUAUAUGGUAUUGGCCUCAACUACAAGGCUCACAUUGAGGAGAGUGGUUUUCCCAUCACCAAGUACCCGGUCUACUUCUCCAAGCCACCAGAUGCUUUGGCUGGACCCUAUCAAGAUAUUCCAAUCCCAGCAUGCGUUGAGAGACUGGACUACGAGGGCGAGCUAUCUUUCGUCAUAGGCCGCGAUGUCAAAGACUUCGGUCCCAAUGACAAUCCGGCCGACUACAUCAUAGGCUUCAUGGCUGGCAACGACGUGAGUGCGCGGGACUGGCAAACACAAGAAGCAGCUGGAGGUCAACACCACGUUGCGAAAUCUUUUGAUCAUUUCGCUCCAGUGGGUCCUGUGCUGGCUUCGUAUCAGGCGAUUCCUGAGCCAGAGACGCUUAAACUUGAGACGUUUGUGAAUGGAGAACUCAGGCAGCAGACGUGUACUGAUGACUUGCUGUUCGGUCUGAAAGACAUCUUGAUUAAUCUGAGUCGUGGUAAGACAUUGCGAAAAGGGACUGUUGUGAUGACGGGAACACCAAGCGGAGUUGCUGCUUUCAUGAAACCGCCAGUUUGGUUGAAAGAUGGUGAUGUCGUUAGUGUUCGAAUCGAAGGACUGGGAACAUUGAGGAACAAACACGUAUUUAGCACGUGA